This is a messenger RNA of Lotus japonicus, 2019 nucleotides long. Its product is annotated as zinc finger CCCH domain-containing protein 17-like. The transcript has 6 exons. The record is from RefSeq and is a predicted model, not a curated record. NCBI's taxonomy places the organism in Eukaryota, Viridiplantae, Streptophyta, Magnoliopsida, Fabales, Fabaceae. Gene Ontology annotation, molecular function: metal ion binding; protein binding. The coding region runs from base 433 to 1785 and encodes 450 amino acids.
UUGAUACACAAGAAACAAACAAACAAACAGUAACACAUUCAACAUCACAAACAUUCUCUGAGAUUUCUUCUUCGGAUCGUUUCUUGUUUUGUUUCUCUCUGAUCGCGAGUUCCAGUUCCAAUUCAAACUCAUAAAGGUUUGCGAAAAUCUCAGAAUGAAUCUCCAUUUUAGUCUAUCUUUUUCUCAAUGGCGGGUCAAUUGCCGAUUUAGGGUUCCGAUUUUAUUAUUAGGGUUUCUUUUAUUAGGGUUUCUUUUGCCCGAUUCAUUUAUGGGUUUUGCCCUCGAUCAUGUACUUCAACUUCUGCCCUAGUUUUCGUGGAAUGUUAUGGUCAUGGAUGGUGAAGUGGCUGAUUUGGCUGCUAUUGGGAUGUUUCUGUUUUUUAGACUAUCAUCAUCAUCAUCAUCAUCAUCAUCAUCAUCAUCAUCAUCAUCAUGGAUAUAAUGAGGGUGCCAAAGAGAAGAUUGAGUGAGAGAACUCAACAACCACUGGCUCAGAUAUGCAAAUUCUGGCUUCAGGGGAGAUGCAACAGAAACCCUUGCACUUUCUGGCAUGGACAAACACCGCCGCCGCCGCCACAAUCUACUGGUUAUCAUCAUACAAAGACGAACGCCCCUUACUGUAACUCCAAGGAAGUCUUGAUUAGUAAGACCACAGCUGGAUCCCGUAUUGCCAAACCUCUAAGUAGAUGCAAUGCUAGGACUCCCCCUGAGAACACCCUCAAGCAUAACUCCAAGUCCGUGUUGAUUACAAAAACUGGAGAAGGGACAUGUAUUCCUCAAGCUUCUCAGAAGCCGUCACUCAGUAUAUGCAAAUAUUGGGUCACUGGCAAUUGCACAUAUGGUGAUCAGUGCCGGCAUUUACAUUCGUGGCACAAUGGUGAUGGGAUAUCUACAUUAGCAAAGCUUCAUGAACACAAGAAGACUGUCACUGGGAUUGCACUUCCAGCUGGAUCAGACAAACUUUAUUCUGGCAGCACAGAUGGGACAGUUCGGACAUGGGACUGCAAUACUGGUCAAUGUGCUAAUGUAACAAACCUUGGAGCUGAAGUUACAUCUUUAAUCUGUGAGGGCCCAUGGAUUUUUGUUGGCCUGCUGAAUGCGGUCAAGGCUUGGCAUAUUCCUACUGCUUCAGAGUUUACUCUUGUUGGACCUAAGGGGAGAGUCCUUGCCAUGAUUGUUGGCAAUGACACACUUUUUGCUGCAGCAGAGGAUGGUGUAAUCUCUGCAUGGAAAGGAAGCUCUGAUGCCAACUCCCCUUUUCAACUGGUUGCAUCACUAAGUGGCCACACUAAAGCUGUGUCUUGCCUGACUGUUGGUCUCAAUAGGCUUUACUCAGGGUCGAUGGACCAAAGCAUAAAGGUUUGGGACCUUGAUACUUUAGAGUGUUUAAUGACACUCAAUGGUCAUACUGGGGAAGUUACAUCACUUAUAUGUUGGAGCGAUUUUCUGUUAUCUGGCGCAUCUGACUGCACUAUUAAGAUCUGGGUUGCCACAGAAGAGGGACCUUUGAAGGUGACAUAUACGCACACUCUAGAAAAUGGUGUUGUUGCACUUAAUGGGAUGACUGAUGCAGAAGGCAAGCAUGUAUUGUGUUGCUCGUCCAGAGACAAUUCUGUUCGCUUGUAUGAAUUGCCAUCAUUUUCAGAGAGGGGUCGAUUAUUUUCAAGAAAAGAAAUUCGAUCAAUUGAGGUUGGUCCUGGUGGGCUCUUCUUCACUGGUGAUGGAACUGGUUUAGUGACAGUGUGGAAAUGGUUGGAAGAUACCAAGGUGGCAGCAUGUUCUUGAGAAAUGCCCCUUUUUUCCAUGUUUGUCAAAAGAAGUGUAUAUAUUAAUUGAGAAAUCCAAUUCCAUGUUUUUCUUUCUUUGUCAGUUCUAGUCCAUUCUUACUGACAGAUGUAUUUCUUACCAACUCUGAUAAAUUUUGUGUUGAUACUUAUAACGUAUCUAGCAAGAAUUGUAACCACACUUUAGCAUUGAUGUAACUCUUCUUCUCAAUGGAAUAAGAAAUUCAUUCUUUUA